Styela clava is the source of this 651-nucleotide messenger RNA. NCBI's taxonomy places the organism in Eukaryota, Metazoa, Chordata, Ascidiacea, Stolidobranchia, Styelidae. The record is from RefSeq and is a predicted model, not a curated record.
AUGGACAACGCUGUGCGAGAAGACAGAGGGGGAACAGUAUUGAGAAACAGUUGUAGGAAACAUUUUAUGUUGAUCGUUUUACUACUUCUCAUCUUGCUUGGAUUGAUGUUGGGAUUACUUAUUCUUUACCAGACGAACACGCAAGCGAUGAACAACAUUCAAAGUGCAUUUGAUGAGGGGCAAACAAAGUUGGAUGUGUUGAAAACUACUAUAAAUCGUAUGAAAUCUGUUGUGAAUUCUUUUUCCACAGAUAUAUACAUUGCCGAUGAUGGAAGUAUAUUUGGGAUUGAGAUAAGUCCUGGUAGAACGAUGAUGUAUAACGCAACUGAUGCUAAAUGUACAAAACAUAAUAUGGUCGUUGCUAAUAUAAAAAACGAACAAGAAUAUGAUGUAAUUGUAAAGAUUUUACGAGCAAGGAUACCGAAAGGAAAGUUCAAUACAGGCGAAACUACACCAGAAUACGUAUUUACAAAAGGGCUUGCAGAUUUUCCUAGAGAGUCACUGAAUUCUUUUCCGUGGUUCUUCGAAAAUAUAGUUCUUGUUGUUGAUCUUUAUUCAGUAAUACUGACAGGAAUGCGACAUAUGCCUCGUGAUUCUCCGUCUGACGGCGUCUUAUGCCGAAGUGGAAUUACUUCUAACAAUGCCUCGUAG